GUAUCGAUUUUGCGGAUUUUCACGUCUCUGCCACUGCCGAUCUACCCUAUUAUAAAGUGUAAACAAAUUUCCCGCGCAAUAAUUCUGCAUGUGGUCGACCUACAAGCUAGGGUUUCUGCUGAGCCACAAAUCUUGGACAACCUCAAUGGAGGUCGCUCAAAUCGCUCAUCUGCUAAGCGAGACGCUCAGCCCUGAUGGUCACGUUGUUAGAGCUUCUUCGGAAGCUCUCGAUCGCCUUUCUCAGCUCCCUGACUUCCCUUUUUCUCUCCUCUCCAUCGCCGCUGGAGGCGAAAAUUAUGGUCAAAAAGUUGCUGCUGCUACAUACCUUAAGAAUUUCACUAGGCGAAUUAUCAAUGAAGACAGCACAUUGUCCUCAAAAGUCAGUAAAGAGUUCAAGGACCAGCUCAUGCGAGCUUUGCUUCAAGUUGAACCAGCAGUUCUAAAAGUUUUGAUUGAAGCGUUUCGAGCCAUUGCUGUUGCUGAGUUCGUGAAGCAGAAUUCCUGGCCUGAACUCGUACCUGAUCUACUGGCUGCUAUUCAAAAUAGUAAUCUUUUUAGCAAUACUGCUGACUGUAAAUGGAACACCAUAAAUUCCCUUACAGUUCUUCAUGCACUGCUUCGACCUUUCCAGUACUUUUUGAAUUCUAAAGUUGCUAAGGAACCAGUGCCACCACAGCUAGAGCAGAUUGCAAAAGAAGUUCUAGUACCCUUGCUAGCCGUAUUCCAUCAUUUGGUUGAAAAGGCUGUAGCUAUCCAUGAUAGAACAGAAAUGGAAAUGGAGAAAAUCCUUCUCACUGUUUGCAAAUGCAUAUAUUUUGCUGUGAGGUCGCACAUGCCAUCUGCUUUAGCUCCUCUUUUGCCUUCUUUUUGUCGUGAUCUGAUUGCCAUUCUGGGUUCUUUGAGUUUUGAGUGUUCUGUUACCAUAGAAGAUGGAUACUUGAUGAGGCUGAAGACUGGAAAGAGAAGCUUGCUCAUUUUCUGUGCUAUCAUUAGCCGACACCGAAAGUACUCUGAUAAGUCGAUGCCAGACAUCAUCAACUGUGUUUUAAACAUAGUCAAAUAUAGCAAAAAGACCAGUGAGCUUAAUUUUUUAUCAGAGAGGAUUGUUUCCCUAGCUUUUGAUGUGAUUUCACAUGUCCUGGAGACAGGCCCAGGAUGGAGAUUAGUUUCACCUCAUUUUAACUUUCUGUUGGACUCUGCAAUCUUUCCAGCGUUAGUACUGAAUGAGAAGGAUAUUUCAGAGUGGGAAGAAGAUGCAGAGGAGUACAUACGAAAGAAUCUUCCAUCUGAUCUUGAAGAAAUUUCCGGAUGGAGGGAGGAUUUGUUUACAGCUAGAAAAAGCGCAAUGAACUUACUUGGUGUUAUUUCCAUGUCAACGGGUCCUCCAAUGGGAAAUUCUAGUAAUGGUUCUUCGGCUGCUUCAAAGCGCAAAAAAAGUGAAAAAAACAAGAGAUAUGGUCAGCGCCGUUUUAUGGGGGAGUUGUUUGUGCUUCCAUUUUUGUCAAAGUUUCCUAUUCCUUCUGAUGCAAAUGCAUACCAACCUAAAAUUUUAAAUGAUUAUUUUGGUGUUCUGAUGGCAUACGGUGGUCUACAAGAUUUUCUAAGGGUGCGAGAACCUGGAUAUAUAUCAACUCUCAUUUAUACUCGGGUGCUUCCAUUGUAUACAAUAUCUGCAUGCCUACCAUACGUGCUUGCCACUGCAAAUUGGGUACUUGGAGAGCUUGCACCCUGUCUACGAGAAGAGAUGAGUGCAGAUGUAUAUUCUUCAUUGCUCAAGGCAUUGGCCAUGCCAGAUAAGGGGGAUACUUCUUGUUAUCCUGUCAGGGUUUCUGCUGCCGGUGCAAUUGCUGCACUUCUUGAGAAUGACUAUGUGCCACCUGAGUGGUUACCUCUUCUUGAAGUUGUGAUCGGUAGGAUUGGUAAUGGAGAUGAAGAGAGCUCUCUUUUAUUUCAGCUUCUUAGUUCCACAGUGGAGGCUGUAGAUGAAAAGGUUGCAGUUCAUAUCCCAUAUAUUGUUUCAGCAUUGGUUGGUACAAUCACAAAGUUGAUACCUGGUAAUCCAGAGCCUUGGCCUCAAGUGGUUGAACGGGGCUUUGCAGCACUAGCAGUGAUGGCUCAGUCCUGGGAAAAUUUAUUUCCUGAAGAACUUGAGCAGAAUGAACUUAGUGAAAAGUGGACAUCUGGCCGAGCCACCAUUGGCAGAGCGUUCUCUGCUCUCCUACAACAUGCUUGGCUCUCACCCAUCUAUCAAUCGGAUCGGGAAGGGGAGGGUUCUAGCCCUGCAUCUUGCAUUGAUGAUUCAUCAACAUUGCUCUUGUCCAUUAUGAACUCGGUUUCUGGAAGCAAUGUUCUUCUAGAGCUUAAAGUGUCGGAGCUAUUAUUAGUUUGGGCUAAUCUAAUUUCAGACUGUUAUUCAUGGGAUGAAUCAGAGAAUUUAUCUAUUUUUGACUGCAUUAAAGAUGUUGUGAAUCUACACAGCAAAUAUGGGCUAAAGAAUUUUCUUGUAGGAAGGGCGUUGUCCCCUCCAGCUCCACCCGUGCCUCAACGUUCUAUGAUUGAAGGCAUUGGUGGUUUUGUCAGUGAGGCCAUAUCACAAUAUCCAUCUGCAACAUGGAGGGCUUGCUCAUGUGUCCAUAUACUACUUCAUGUCCCAAGUUACUCAUUUGAUGCAGAUGGUGUGAAGCAAUCAUUGGUGAUUGCUUUCAGUCGAGCAGCAUUUUGCCGUUUCAGGGCAAUUCGAAGUAACCCUUGUUCACUGUGGAAGCCGUUGUUACUUGCUAUAGCAUCAUGCUACUUAUGUUAUCCUGAUGUGGUGGAAGAAAUUUUGGGGAAGGGCGAAUGUGGUGGCUUCACAAUUUGGGCUUCUGCCCUGGGUUUUCUCCUCACUAGCUCUUAUGAAUCUGGUCUGUCAGAAAAAUCCGAGAUAAAGUUGAUUGUGAUGGCACUUGCCCAGGUGGUUGAGGAGCUGGGACUAAGGAAGCCAAGCAGUGGUGUGUUGCGCGACUGCUUUACUUCACUGUUGGAGGCAUCUGCACGGCUGAAAGAAGUUCAGGAAGAAAAUGAAGAAGCUGAGCAAGAUGAUGAAGAGGAAGACGAUGAUGACGAUGAUGAUGAUGAAAGCUCCGACUAUGAUGAGGAGUCUGAGCCCGAGGAACAAGAAGAAACUGAAGAAGAGUUUUUGGAUAGGUAUGCUAAAGCAGCUGUUGCAUUGGAAAAUGGUACAGUUAUUGAAGAGGGGGACGUAGAAGAUCAAGAACAUGAGACUGAGUUGGGUAGUUUGGAAGAGGUUGAUGAGCGAAAAGUUGUGCUGUCACUGAUUGAGAAAUACCAUCGCGCUCUCAUACAAGGACAGGCAUUACCAUUGGAGCUCAUUUCAAGGUUCCUGAACGCCUACCCUGAAUGUAGUUUAUACUUCCAGAAAUCAUGGUGAGUGGAAUUUAUUUUUUAUUUUUUAAGUUUCAUGUCAAGGUGUGUAGAGUUAAAAAGAGAGGCUCUUCGGUAAGUUUUUGGGUUUGAUUGUAAUCAGGGCUGUGAUUUGGUAUGGGAAAAUUUCUGAUCUAUUUUCUCUUUGUAAUUGUUUUGUUUGCGAUUCUAUUGAAGCAUUUGAUUAAGAAUAAUGCUAGCUAGGAACAAGCUGCAAGUAGCUAGGUACAAGCUACUUGUCUAUUUGGAGUUUAUACAAAUCAUUUCUCUUCGAUUAA
Molecule: messenger RNA, 3701 nt
Organism: Carya illinoinensis
Lineage: Eukaryota; Viridiplantae; Streptophyta; Magnoliopsida; Fagales; Juglandaceae
Product: importin beta-like SAD2 homolog
Exons: 21
Coding region: 89-3430 (1113 amino acids)
Biological process (GO): protein import into nucleus
Cellular component (GO): cytosol; nuclear envelope
Molecular function (GO): small GTPase binding
Source: RefSeq, a predicted model, not a curated record